AUGUCACAAAUUAGAACAGAAUUAAUAGCACCUGCUGUUAACUUUCUUAAAGACCCAAAAGUUCAAAUUUCUCCAAUUCAGAAACGUGUUGCUUUUCUGGAAUCUAAAGGAUUAACUUCUGAAGAAAUUGAAGAAGCACUUAGACUUACACUAAUUUCAACUAAACAACUUACUACUACUAUACAAACCAUCACCAAUACUCCACCACAACAAAUAACGACAUUACAAGUAAAUAAAACAAACAAUAAUAAUUCUUAUAGAACACCGUCAAUAAUACUAAGAGCACCGCCACCUCCUCCAAGAUUAGAUUGGAGAGAUUAUUUUUUUGUAGCAAUUCUAAUUGGUGGAACAAGUUACGCGAUAAGAGUUUUUGUUAAAAAAUAUAUAUUACCAUAUUUUAAAACAUUAACAAAAAAAAAAUUUAAUAAAGACAAACAGCAACUUUCCAAUCAAUUUAUACUUACCACCAAAAAUUUAGAAAUAAUCAAAUCAGAUACCCAAUUAACCAAAAAAACUAUCGAGGAACAUUUAUUUAAAGUUAAAGAGACUUUGAAUACAAUAAAUAAAGUUCUCGUGAAUUUGUGCGAGACCGAUGGAAAAAAAGAUCGAGAGAUUACAAUAGUGAAAUUGUAUAUAGACGAAGUGCGAGAUUCAAUUUCAAAAGUAAGCGAAUUCAUGAUUCUUCCCAAAAUUGAUAAUAAUCUUUAUUAA
Molecule: messenger RNA, 711 nt
Organism: Entrophospora sp. SA101
Lineage: Eukaryota; Fungi; Glomeromycota; Glomeromycetes; Entrophosporales; Entrophosporaceae
Source: the annotation of a GenBank genome assembly